Paramecium octaurelia is the source of this 681-nucleotide messenger RNA. The record is from the annotation of a GenBank genome assembly. NCBI's taxonomy places the organism in Eukaryota, Ciliophora, Oligohymenophorea, Peniculida, Parameciidae.
AUGAUAAAUGUUUCAUCUACUUUUAGAAGUCCAAAGAAGAAUAAGUAGGACAUCAACGAGUUAUUGACAAUCAUCGAUGUGUUUAAAAAAAACCAGAAAAUAUAUUUAUCUUAGAAUCCUAAACUGAUUUCAAACAUUCAAUAUGAUGAACCCUCAUAACUUGCCUCAAUCAAUGAAACCUUACCCAACAAAAGUAAAAACAAGAAGAGUCGAUCCACAGAAUAGGUCAAUUUGAAAUUGAUAUUAGAAACUUGGUAAGCUAAAUAAAUUUAUAUCAAAGAUAAUAUUGUUUCAUAAAAUAUCUCAAGAAACAUUAUUAAUGAUCCUGAUAACUUGUAAUCCUUCAAAUAUUAUUAUGGCAAAAAGCAACAAUUAGCAAUCACUAAAUCAUAAUAAAAUUAAUAGUUUCAUUCAUAAAGAACCAACAGCAUUUCUAAAAACAAUCAAACACAAAUUAAAUUGCCUCCACUAAAAUCCAUAAGCAAAUUACUCGCAACUGAAUCUGACAAUAAGCCUAAGAGUACUUUGGGAUCCAUCACCAAGAAAAUGUUUUCUUCAGACAAAGCCUUAUCCCAAGAUGUGUAUAUGCCUACUGCCAUAAGUAUAUUGUUUGUAUUUAUUGUCAUAGGAGUUCCUCCAAUAAAUCUGCCCAAAAUAGUUUUGAAUAAAACUUAAGAAUGA